Messenger RNA from Paramecium octaurelia, 579 nucleotides. The record is from the annotation of a GenBank genome assembly. Lineage: Eukaryota; Ciliophora; Oligohymenophorea; Peniculida; Parameciidae.
AGGAUUUCAUAAGUAUUCAUAAAUAACAUAUAAUGGUGAAUAUAAAAUGGGGAAAAAAAAAAAGGUUGGAAAAGGGAUAUAUUACACAGAAGGAGUAACAAAUUUGAAAAAUUUAGAAAGAUGUAAAUUUAUGAAUUUGAAUUUUAAGUGGUGGUGGAAUGUAUGAGGAAGGAAGUUAAAGGAAAAUGCUAAGGUGGAUUGAACUAACCGAUGGAUUUUUGGAGGCAUCAUAAAUAACUUAUAAUGGGGAUUAUAAAAUGGGAAAAAAGUUGGGAGAUGGGUGAUUUCAGCUUGGGAAAAAUAAAUGUAAAUUUAUAAUAUCAAAUAUGUAUAAUUAAAGUUUAGUGGUGGUGGAUCAAAUGAUGAAGAAAAUUAAUUAAAGGUUGGAGUUUGGAUUGAAUUAAUUGAUAUUUAUAAAUGGGAUUCAUAGGUUGCAUAUAAGGGUGAAUAUAAAAAAGGUUAAAAAAUUGGAAGGUGGGAUGUUUUGUAUAUAGGGAAGAAGGGAAAGAAAAAUUUGAACUGAUGUAAAUACUAAAUAGAAAAUAAUUAGUGGUGGCGGAUCAUAUGAUGAACAAGAUU